AUGAUGCUUGAACUAUCGGCUGGUGAGAAUCCAUUACCUGAUUUUGAAGAAGCUUUUAAGGUAAAUAAAAUUGAUGAAUUUAACUAUAUUGGUGCUCAUCCAUUAAGAUUACCAGUUAGUGCUGGACGUGGAGUGUAUGGAGGUCAUAUGAUUGCUCAGUCUUUAUUAGUGGCUAUUGAAUCUACCAAAAAUGAUCAGACUGGUGAAUAUUUCAUACCUGAUUCAUACCAUUCUUUUUUUAUCAAUGCAGGAAAUUAUAGAACUCCAAUGGAAUACAAAGUUAAUAAAUUAUAUGAUUCUGAUUCAAUAGCGAAGAGGUAUAUUGAAGUUGUACAAAGAGGCAAAAAUAGGCUAACUUGUCUAGUUACAUUAAGAAAAGCAGGUACAAAAACAUUACAUUCAAAUUCAAAUCCACUUUCGAAACUAGAUAUAAGUGUAAAACCACCUACUUUACGUCAUAAAUACCCAGAUCCUGAUAAAUUAUAUCAAGUUCAACAUACUGAUUUUGUAAGAAAUGCGUUUGGACCAGAAUUAUUAGAUUAUAAAUUAUGUCCCGAGGAAAAUAAUAUACCUGCUUCCGAAACUUGGCUUACUUUAUUUACUGGUUUGAAAAACAUCCCUGAAAAAGGUAAUAAUCAAUAUGAAACCAUAACAGAAGAGCUCCCCGAUGCAAUUGGUAAUUUACAUACAUCUGAAAAGAAAAUAUUAAAACCAAAAUAUUCAAGAUCAAUGAAAAAUCCAAUUUAUAAUUAUGUAGGAUUAGCUGAUAUUUCAGAUAGUGCAAUUAUAACACUAAUGGCAAGAGUUUUGCAUAUACCAUGGACCCCAAGUUUGGAAAGAGAUCAAAGAGAAUAUAAUGCAGAAACUGAUGCAACUUUUGUAAUAAGAUCAACUUUAAAUGCGGCACAUAUUUUCCAUUAUAAUGCAAUGUCAUUGGAUCAUCAUAUAUAUUUUCACAAUGAUGAUUAUGUACCUACUGAUGGAUCAAAGUUUGAUGUAUGUAAAGAUUGGUUAAGUUUAACUUAUCAAUUAAAAAGGUUAAGUAAUAAUAGAUUAUUAAUGAGAGGAUUUGUGUUUAAUGAAAAUGAUAAAUGUAUUGCUACCAUAAUACAAGAAGGUUUAACUAUUAUGUUUGAUAGUGUUGGAAGUACAGCUGAUAAAUCAAGAUUAUAG
Insectozyma verbasci is the source of this 1173-nucleotide messenger RNA. NCBI's taxonomy places the organism in Eukaryota, Fungi, Ascomycota, Pichiomycetes, Serinales, Debaryomycetaceae. The record is from the annotation of a GenBank genome assembly.